Solanum tuberosum (potato) is the source of this 1734-nucleotide messenger RNA. Its product is annotated as F-box/FBD/LRR-repeat protein At1g13570-like. The coding region runs from base 240 to 1553 and encodes 437 amino acids. The record is from RefSeq and is a predicted model, not a curated record. The transcript is spliced from 4 exons. Lineage: Eukaryota; Viridiplantae; Streptophyta; Magnoliopsida; Solanales; Solanaceae. Gene Ontology annotation, molecular function: protein binding.
GUUCAAAAUUACAAUUGAAAAUAAUUAAAAACACUUAUGUGGCUAGAACUGAAUUAUGAGACUAAAUUACCUUAGGUAAAAAAAAAAGCUAAUUUUGAGGUUUUCAUUUACCCUAGCUAGAACUGAAACAUUUCACAGAACUCAGAAGUAGAGGCAUAAGGUGUUUGAAAAAUGUCCAAAGAGAAAAAAGGCAGAUUCCAUCAUCAAUAAUCUUCUUCCUUGAUUCCCAUUGGCAUUGUAUGAUGCCACCUGAGAGAAGAAAGAGUGGUCGUCAAAGGUUACCUAUUGAUCGACUUAGCAACCUUCCAAAGAAUGUUAUCAAUUCCAUCCUGAUGCGUUUGCCUUUGCAAGAUGCUGUAAUGACAAGCAUCUUAUCGAAGAAAUGGAGGUAUAAAUGGUGCAGACUUCCACAGUUGACACUUGAUGAUGACCUUUGGGAGGAGACACAUGACUUACUAUCCCCUUCUAUUAAGUUUACAAAAAUUAUGUACCAGAUUUUGACCCUUCAUUCAGGACCACUUACUAAGUUUACCCUCUCCAUUUCUGCACUGAGAAAGUAUCUUAAGAUUAACAGUUUGAUAUAUUUCCUCUCUAGGAAUGACAUUCAGGAUCUUGUUCUUAAAUUUUCGGAGUGGAACCGAUACAGAUUGCCGCCUUCAUUUUUCACGUGUUCUCAGUUGAGGCAUUUGACUCUCCAAAAUUGUGUAAUAUGCCCUCCACCAGCCUUCAAAGGAUUUGAUAUGUUAAAUAGCCUGAACCUGUGUGAUGUGACUAUUUCUUCCAAAUUACUAGAAAGUUUAAUCUCUUAUAGCCCCUUGCUAGAGAAGUUGGUGUUGAAAAUCUCAGAUACUUCAGACCACCUUCAAAUUAACGCUCCCAAUUUGAGAUCCUUCGACUUCACAGGCUGCAUAAAAUAUAUUUCUUUAAGGAGUGUUCCUCUUCUUUCUAAACUUUCUCUUCCAUGUCAAAAAUCUAUUGAGGAAUCAGAAAAAUGUGAUUUUGACAAAUUUUUUCAGUUACUCUCUGCUCUUGAGCAUCUCUACUUGGCAAAUGGAAGUGACCAGUUCUUGGUUACAGGUGCAGCUGAAGUCCCAAGAAGACUUUCCUCUCCUCUUAACUAUCUUAAACGUUUUAACAUAACUCUGUGGAGAUUAGCUGAUUUUUCCAUUGCUCUUUGCUUGAUACGAAGCUCCCCGUACAUACAAGAUAUUGAAAUGGAGGUAUAUUGCUCGAGGGAUUAUUUAUCAGAAAAACUUGAGGCCUCUAAUGAAGUUGAUGAAGUUCUCGCAAGUUUCUCAGAUGUGACAUUGAAUCACCUUAGGACAGUUCAGCUUGAAGGAGUAGAAGGCAUAAAGCUCGAAUUGCAGCUUAUCAAGCUUCUAUUGACCAAAUCUCCGAUGCUGGUGAAAAUGCUAAUUGAUCCAUCGAGUGGUGAUAACUAUGAUGCAAGAAGAGACAAGAUACUAGCAGCAACAACAGUUCAGCGGGCAUCAAGUAAAGCUAAUGUGGUUGUAUCUGAUAAGUAUGAAUAUUAUCGAGACACGACCCCAUAGUAUCUGCUUGUUUUUUGCCUGAUCGAUGGAGAGAGUUGAAAUUCGAAUUUCUUGUUUGUAAUCAUUACAGUGCUAAGGGUUUACAUUUCAUUCCUUUUCUUGAAUGAUCCAUGAAAUGAAACCUGGAUAUGAACCUACACUAUGGUUGUUUAUUUUCAAAGAACUGUGAUUUAUUGUGAUA